Sycon ciliatum is the source of this 2091-nucleotide messenger RNA. RefSeq lists its product as uncharacterized. Bases 320 to 1489 code for a protein of 389 amino acids. Gene Ontology annotation, molecular function: cysteine-type endopeptidase activity. The record is from RefSeq and is a predicted model, not a curated record. Gene Ontology annotation, biological process: proteolysis. NCBI's taxonomy places the organism in Eukaryota, Metazoa, Porifera, Calcarea, Leucosolenida, Sycettidae. The transcript has 2 exons.
CCAAAAACAUUUUGAAUGAUUUCCCAUUUCCAAAACGUAGCGCUUUCUUUAGCGUUCCUUGGUGACGAUGAGGUGUUGGGCCAUAGUCAUAGAUGGCGUAGUAUUAGUGGAAGUGAGACUCUACUAACAUGGUGGAAGGAACUACAAGUAACGUUAAUUAAUCUUGACUGUACCUCCAGUAGGUCAGUCGCUGCAUGCCUAGUACUAGUAGUAGUAAGACAUCGCGACGUCGACAGGGAAAGGGUACGUUACUAUCUUCCCAUCACAGUGCAUUUUUUUGUUUUGAUUUUGGUAAAUCUACUAGCAGCCUGCACGAAAGAUGGCCGAAGCUGUGGCCGAUCGUGUUUACCAAGACGCUAAUAGCGAUGACAAAAUAUCUCGGGCCGUGGAAAGAGUAAAAUUCGCGCAGCAAGUAUUACAACUCGCGGAUUCUCUGGACAAAAAAGAAUCUCUGGCAAAGGAGGUGAAAACAGCUGUGGAUCAUGCUGGCAAGGGUGUGGAUGUGUCUAGUUUCAGCAAGAACGCGGACUUGUUGUACCGCUUAGCACAAGAUGGUCUGCUGCAUAACGAUGGCAAGUAUGUUCGUGUGCGUGAGUGUCUUGCGCGCUUGGCAAUGGAGUCUAAUCAAGGAGAGCUGUACAUGUACAAGUCGAGGAAGCAAGCAUUGGAUGAUCUCUAUGCUAUCCAUAAACAGCCUGCCGGGGAUGGAAGUCAACAGGGCAAGCAUGAACUCAAGUGCUUUCCGAUGAUGACGAAGGAGCAAAAGCGCCGAGGUUAUUCAAUUAUCAUCAAUGUCAACACAUUUGAUAGUAAAGACGCACCCGACCGGCCAGGAUCCCGCGAUGAUGCCAUCAAGAUGAAAAAGUUAGCUGAAUGGUUGCAGUUUGAAGUUCCCGAUGACUGCUAUGAGGAAGAUGCUCAAGGAAACAUUCUGGAGAUAUUCCAAUCCAAAUUGAAAAGCAUGGCGUAUGAUCCCAAGUCGGAUUGGCUGAUGUGCUGCUUCAUGAGUCACGGUGCACAAGAUAGUCUUAUGUCCAGCAACGGCAAACUAGUGCACAUACACCAACUUUUCAAUGCAACUCGAGACCCGAGCCUUGCUGCAUUGAGCGAGUCCUCUCUGCCGAAGAUAUUUAUUCUGCAGGCAUGCCGCGAUCAGAAUAAGCCGGACAUCCCGCCAGCUCCCGUUUGCGAGGUGGAGCUCAGCAACAUGCUGUACAUGUAUGCAACCAGAUAUGGAGAAAAGGCAUUCCGUCUUGACAACGGUUCACCCUAUCUAGGGAUACUUGACAAAUGCCUAAGGGAACUGGUGCCACAGCACGUACCCUUGCACGACAUACUGACGGAAGUGUACAAGAUUUGCGAGGAAAAGCGCCUGCGUACUAGGGUGGGGAACGGAGUGGAGGAAGUGCGUCAGAGACCGUCUUUUGUGGUAGAGAUGGGCUGCAGCAUUCAGCUAGACUGGCCUGAUCGAGUACGCCGAGACCCAUAGUCAAGACUGGCCUGAUCGAGUACGCCGAGACCCAUAGUCAAGCAAGUGUACAAUAUUACGUGCGAUACAGCAGUAGGCCAUGCUGCAAAGAUGUAUAAUUAUUUGAACAGUACCUAGUCAUGGCAGUGCAACGAUAUUGUACUUUUAAGUACCCGCACCAUUGGUAGUGACAAGGGCAUUGGUAGCAGCUCCAUAAUAAUAACACCAACUGAGCUGCACGUAGUGACUUUGCAUGUGCACAACUAGCUAAAGACGUGGACAGCGAAGAAAACAGUGGCAGCCUCUGUGGCUAUCACAAGGACCUCUCAGAUUAAUUAUUAGAGUGAACACAUCGAUUGCCAUUGCCAGUGGUCAUUUUCUCACUCUCAUCUGCCUGUGAGAAGCUUUUUUUCAGUAGUAUAACUUUAUAAUAGAUCAUCUUUCUUACAACUAGGAUAGUUUGGACAUUAUCUUACUACUUCUUUGGACUAGCAAUAAUGUACCUCUUAUGACGUCGAACACUUUUGCACUUUCUUUCUGUUGCUUUCCGUUAUUUAUUUUUAAUUUAUCUAUUUUUUUAAACAAACGGCGAGGAGACAACAAUUUGAUAACCGCAAUCAGUA